This is a messenger RNA of Lingula anatina, 3576 nucleotides long. Its product is annotated as calpain-5. NCBI's taxonomy places the organism in Eukaryota, Metazoa, Brachiopoda, Lingulata, Lingulida, Lingulidae. Gene Ontology annotation, biological process: proteolysis. The record is from RefSeq and is a predicted model, not a curated record. Gene Ontology annotation, molecular function: calcium-dependent cysteine-type endopeptidase activity. Gene Ontology annotation, cellular component: cytoplasm.
AAUUUGUUGUAGCUGCGAAGACAACACGAGUGGUGUGAUGUUACAAGUAAUCAAAACAUGAGUUCUAAUUGUUAUAUGGAAUAGUUACUUACAUCCAGAAUGUUUCGCUCUCCUGAUCCAUUUAAAGGACAGAAAUAUGAGUCUAUAAAGAAGGAUUGUAUAAAGAGGGGACAGCCAUUUGUAGAUCCAGAGUUUCAACCCAACAACAAGUCAUUAUUUUACAGUAAAGUGGACAGUGACAUUGAAUGGAAAAGACCUGGUGAGCUGUGUAAAGUGCCCCGCCUGGUGGUGGAAGGUGUCACUACAGAUGACUUGAACCAAGGAGAGUUAGGCAACGUGUGGUUUGUCACAGCAUGCACGAGUCUAGCACAUCUUCCCAAACUUUGGCAAAAGGUGGUCCCUAACCACAAGGAACAGGACUGGGGCCCAGAAAGCGAGUAUGCUGGAAUAUUCCACUUUCAUUUCUGGCGGUAUGGUUGUUGGGUGGAUGUGGUAGUGGAUGAUUUACUGCCCACAAAGAAUGGAAAGCUGGUGUUCUGUCAUUCUAAAAACAAGAAUGAAUUUUGGAGUGCUUUGCUGGAAAAGGCAUAUGCAAAGCUCUAUGGUGACUAUGAGACACUAAAGACAGGGUACCCUGCAGAUGCCCUGGUGGACUUCACUGGGGGCGUGGCAGAGAAACUGGACCUUAUGCAAUAUGGAGUUAGGCAGAAUGAGGAUGACAAAAUGGAGUUCUUUGAAGAGCUGUUGGAUGCCAGUGAAAAUAGUUCUCUGAUUAUUGCUACAAUUUCUUGCCCAGAAACUGAUGUGGGGCAGUCAGGAAGACAGGGUCUAAUGAAGGGGUAUGGUUAUGGCGUCACUGCUGUUAAAAAGAUAAGUGUUAACAAGGGUCUCCAGGCAGCCACAGGGUCAGGCACCUUGCUCAUGCUUCGGCUCAACAACCCCUGGGGGACCCAGGAGUGGACAGGUGCUUGGUCUGACCAAUCUGAAGAAUGGAAAAAUUUGUCAGAGGCAGAAAAGAAGAAGUUAGGGCUAACAUUUCAAAAUGAAGGAGAGUUUUGGAUGCGUCUGGAUGACUUUAUCCAGUACUUUGAAAAUGUGGACAUGUGUCAUUUUGUCAACACGUCUUUCUUCUCCCUGAAGAAGACCUGGUAUGAGUCACUCAUGCCUGGAGAAUGGACCCAAGGAGCAAGAGGGUCUCCUCAGAACAGAAGUGGUGGAGCAUUCCACAAUAAAGAUUCAUUCCUGAAUAACCCUCAGUUUGUAUUUGACAUCAAAGAGGAUACAGAUACUGCUAUGAUUUCAUUGGAACAAGAUGACAAAAGAGCUGAUAAGAAGAUAGGGGGAGAGCAUCUACAGAUUGGGUUUCAUAUUAUGAAGGUUGAAGAGAACAGGAAAUAUAGGGUUCACAUCCCUGGAGAAAAAUGUGCCGAGACAGAUUUCAAGCAAUCCAGAAACAUUUAUGGAAAAUACGUUCUGAGGCGUGGACGUUAUGUGAUUAUCCCCUCAACUUAUAAUCCCGGUUCUGUAGGGAAAUUCUUACUGAGAUUAUACACAGGGGCCAACUCCAGCUCCAAUAUCAGAGAGCUGACAAAGGAAGGGCCAGAAAGAAGCUGCUGUAUCUGUAUAAAACAGCCUCAGAUAGUGCUCACCAUCACCAUCAUAAAGGCACGUGACCUGGAGAAAAGGGAUAAAGAUAAAAGUCCAGGAGAGCCAAAUCCGUAUGUGGAGAUAAAAUGUGAGGGAGAAACUGUGAAGGCACCGAUAAAGAAGAAUACAGCUGUGCCAGAGUGGGGAACAAUGGCAACUUUUUAUCUCAAGAAACCAGAACAACCAAUCAUUGUUGAUGUUUUCAACCACAAAACCUUGCUUGAUGAGUUUAUAGGGCAGGCCACCAUUCCUGACCUGGGCACUAUGGAAGGGGAGGAAAAAGAAUACGAUCUCUUUGGAAAGAGCAAGAAGGAAAAGAAAGAGGGAACAAAAUAUCCUGGCUCGCUUAGAGUUAGGCUACAGUCCAGCUAUGACUUGACUGACCUGUGAUAUACUGGUAUUAUAUAUAGUAUUGGUACGCCUUUGGUCCAUUACCUAAAAUUAUUCAGUUGUAAGAGGCCAUUUAUACCAAUAAUCUUUCACAUUUUAGGAAAUGUUACUGCAGUUACAUUAAAUACAAUAUUCUACAUGUAAGUGUGUCAGAUAUUACAAUGAUAGAAUUUACACAUAUUGGCAUCCUUCAUGUAUUUAUACCUUUCAAAAGUGAAUUCAGUCCAUUUACAACCUACCCACUGUGAUAUUACCUAUAUUUACAGUGAAUUAUUUACGAUUAUUAACAGUUUUAAAUCAUAACACUUACAUUUCACACAGACAUAAGAGUAAAAGAAUAAGAUUACAACAGGUAAGUUUUAAUUAUAAGCUUUAACAUCAAGCAAUGGACUAAUUGAUGGUCCAGUAUUUGUUAUUAAAUCAAAAAGAGAUUUUUUUUACUAAACAGGGAUGCGCUGUGUGUUUUUAUAUAUCAACAAAUCAUAUACUGGAGAAAGUAUGUAAUCAAAUGACAAUGAUAUUGCUGUGAUGCCUAAAUAGAUGUAUGCUGAAUAGUUUGUCCUGUUAGAUGUAGUAGGGCGCUACUCUAAGUGCUUUUUAUAUCCUUGUGCCAUUGUGACGGUGCAAGAACUGUUAAACUUUGCCGUACUCAUUGAUGAUUUUAUCUGAACCUUUGAGGUGUGAAGGUUGGUAUACAAACAGUAUUGACCCAUCAACUCCGAGCCAAUAUUUUACGGGCCACCAUAGGGCCAUGUGAGGAACCAGCAUGUACUGAUCUCUCAACUCUGCAGGCUGAUCGCAGCCUCAGUGUCUGUUUGGCCAGCUUUGAACUGAACAUUGCAUUUUCAGAAUUAAGGUCUGCUUUUAUCUCUAAACUUUGACUUAUCAUUGGGUUGUGAAGGUACCCAGCAGGCCAACACCAAACAGUAAGUUGUAUCCGUCCGUCCACAGCACAGGCUUGACCAAAUAUGGACUAAUUGAUGGUCCAGUAUUUGCCUAAAUGCAGAGUAGGAGGAGCCCAAAAUAUGUAAUGCUGGAAUUCCAAAUACACAUUUUUUUCCAUAUUUAUACGGAUAUUUAUUGUUGGUAGUCACUUAUAAUUAGAGGUAUAUUUUUGUGAUGUCAGAUUGUAUGUAUGAAAUGAUGAAACUAAUACAUGGAGUAUUCUCUGCCAUGUUUUAAAACAAAUUUACAGAGUAUAAGCAACUUAUAUGUGUAUACACCUUUAUUGGUGAGGAUACUGUACGUUUUAAGUGUUUACGUUCUUGUGAAAUGUGAUAAGUACCAAAGUGAAACUAUUUAUAUGUGUGUGUGCAAGUCUGCUUAUCAUGCUUCUAUUUUCUGUUAUUUACAAUUUAUUACUCACCCAUUUUUCAGGUGAUAUCAUUUUCUCUCGUCCAAGUUAGACGUAAUAUAACUGUACAUUUUAACUGUAUUUGAAUGUAAAGCGUUUCAACAUCAAAAGGUUCUUUCAACAUUUGGUUGUUAGAUUUGUGUGAAGACAGUUGCUGGCAACUUUUCUGUACAAACAUUCCUUUU